AUGGGAGGACGUGAAGGACUGGAACGUUCAUUGGUAUUAUGUGCGAACUAUUUUGAAACACACUGGACUGAUGAGAACAUUGUGCCUGUUAUUAUUUGUUCAACUGAAGAUGCAAAGCAGGGUAUGAAGGAGUCUUUUCAGAGGGUUUUGACACUGAAAGAAUAUGUCGAAGGAAUGGACAAUAAUGCAGAGCUGUUGGAUAAGAUCAGUGCAUAUGAGCAUGAAAUGGAAGGACAAGGGCGAAUGAUGUUCCCUGAACACCUGUCUUAUGAGCAAAUCCAGAGUGGUAUAAAAUCUGGAAAGUAUAAGAAAGGGAAUUUUCAAGUUUCGCGAGAAAAUUACACGGAAGCGCUUGUGCAUAUAGGCGAUGAAAACACAUGGUUUAUUCAAGGUCGUUUGAACUGUAAUCGGGCAGUGAACGGCGAUAUUGUUGCCGUUGAAUUACUGCCCAAAGAACAGUGGUCAUUCCCACAAAAAAUUAUU
Molecule: messenger RNA, 483 nt
Organism: Anisakis simplex (herring worm)
Lineage: Eukaryota; Metazoa; Nematoda; Chromadorea; Rhabditida; Anisakidae
Source: the annotation of a GenBank genome assembly